This is a messenger RNA of Bursaphelenchus xylophilus (pine wood nematode), 6406 nucleotides long. NCBI's taxonomy places the organism in Eukaryota, Metazoa, Nematoda, Chromadorea, Rhabditida, Aphelenchoididae. The record is from the annotation of a GenBank genome assembly.
AUGACCUCUCUGCCCGGUCCCAACUUUUGUGCGGCCUGUCAACAGCCCAUCCACGACCAGUUUCUGCUCCAUGUUUUGGACCAAACUUGGCAUUCCCAUUGCCUCCUUUGCGCCGAUUGUAAAGAGCCCCAAAACGAGAGUUGUUUCUACCGAGAUGACAUGAUUUUAUGUCGGCGCGACUUCAUUCGGUACGUUUUUUUUCAGCUGUCGUUUACUGUGUUUUUUCAUGGCAGCGUUGGGAUUAAUUAUAUAUAAAAAAGCUGGAACUAAAAUUUUGAUUUCAACAUUUUCUUUUUCCACCCUCACUUCACUACUCAUAUAGUAGCUCAAUGUUUAGCUGUUAAACCCCCCUAAUGCUCUAUUUCUCCCUAUUUUGUUCCAUCUUUACCUCCAGUCUCACAAUUUCAUCGUCAUAAUCACCAAAAGCCAUCGAAAUCUCCCACAGUUAUGACAACCCCUCCGAUGACUCAACUCGUCCCCCGCAACGAGCUGAGAACUUUUUUUAUGUGGGAGCCGGGUCAAGAACCCAUCUAAAUUUACCUUACUCUACCUUUGGGGGAUCUAUUUUUAUUUGUAAAAAGUUCUCACGAACACAACUGAGCGGCCGAAAAUUUUAAAAAACUUGGCUGAGGAAAUGCUUAGGGUUUAAUUGAAACUGAGGGACGAUGUAACCUAUGUAACAAGUUAGAAAAAAAAUUUGAACAAAAAAUUUAUGUUAUACUAGACGAUCAAAAAUAUGGCUUCGUUUUUCAGAAGGUACGGCGCCCGUUGUGCCGGCUGUAAUAUGGUGAUCGAAAGAGAGGAAAUGGUGAGGAAAGCGAGGAAUCAGAUCUUCCAUUGCCGCUGCUUCUGCUGCUCCGUUUGUCAGAGGACUUUGGAUACCGGGGAAAGGGUAAGUUUCGUUAACUAUGACCAAAUAAUAGGUGAAAAGGUAUAAUAAUUGAGAAAAUCGAAUACCAUAAGGUGCGGAAAAUAUAAACUUUGCCUCUGUUAGUGGUCAAAGCCCAUACUCCCACACACUUUUGCCUAGUGUAAUAUGUAAAAGCGAGAAAACAAAAACACUAUUUUUUGGUAAAUAUAUUAUAGUACCGCUGGCGUAUGAACCGCGUAAUAUUUUAGUAAGCGAUUUUUGCUCAGUAUAAUACAAAGUUUCCCCCAAGAAAUCCUCUGUUAGGUAAACAUUUUGAUCUCCCACCAACCUAAUUUGCAUGUUCUAGAAUUUUUUUGCGGCUUCAGAAUCUGAGCCCACGUCUCUAUUUAUCUUCGUCGACUUUUUCUGUUUGUCUUCGGCUUUUAUUUAAAUUCGGUUCCGGCCAAAGAAAUAUUGAGAGACUCGCGCGGACUGACAAAUUGACCGGUUGGUGGAUGUCGGCGCCUUCCAAAAGACGCCCGGGAUGUAUGAUUUUUUUGCUGACAAUAUAUUAUGAAGCGCAGUUACAGCAAAAGUCGGGAUUACGGUAGGACUAGGUUAAGCGUCUAGGGUAAUAUAAAACGGCCUAAAUAAGGUAACGCAUGGCUUGUUGAAUUGGGAAGUCGAGUUGACAGCCAUCAAAGGCUCCCAAAGAAACUACCAUACGUUUUUUGGCCUCAGGGGACUUCAAGUUUUGAAGGAACGGCUGCCAAAAUGUCAUAACACAAGUUGACGGUCAAAAAAAUUUAAAUUCUCAAUCUCGGCUGUCAUAAGCGAAAAAGAGGAAUAGAAAAGUAGAAUUCAGAUAGCAAAACACUUGUGAAAUGACUGUCAAACAUAUUUUUGCAUCAAAAAAUGUCAUCAUUUUCUAAUUAAAUUAUAAUUUCGCCUAAACAUUCCAAAAAAUCAGCAUAAGUUGCGUAAUAAUUUUUUUCUGGCCAAGUCCGUUUUUGUGAUAUUUUUGAGUCCCAAUCCCCCGGGGAUUUCGAAUUUUGAUAUCGGAUCCAGGGACGUCAAUCUAAGGGCCCUUGACAGCCGAAUGCCCGGGAACUCAGUCGUUUUUUCAGUCGCUAAGUGGUCGGGGAAAUUCAUAAACACAAAAAAAUAAAAGGAAGAACUUCGAAGACACUGCCGGACAAAAGUUGUUGAUUUGGCGGAUGUAUGGUCCUUAGAACAUAGAUUGCAAAAAUUUUGUUAUUUCUCCUAAAAAAUGCAUUUUUUUAUUAGAAAAGGCCUACUCCUACUUGUUUAAAAGCCUACGUUUCUAUUUGGUUCUGACACAAAAGUAAUAAAGCAGAGGUUUUCGCUGCAGGACCCAACCAUAACUAAAGUAAGCCAACUUAAGAUAUCUUGAAUGAAACGACCUUCCUUGGACACAGUCAUAUGCUACUGAUAUUUUCGGUUCACAGCUUUCUUUCUUCCACUCCAAAAAUGUAUUCUACCGUACAGUAAAAAAACAAAAUAUACUGCCCGCCUUAUCCCCUGGGGCAUGAAGUUUGGGGACUCAAAAAAGUUGGUCAUACAUCAUAAAAGUGUCAAAACGCGAACCUCCGAACGCUUGCUGGAACGUCCUUCCACCACGGACCUCUGCGGAUGUCGGGGGAUGACAUAUGACCAAGUAUAAUAUUACCGAGAAAUACCCGCUUGCAGAUGUAGUCCAUGCCAUAAAUAACACCAAAAAAUGUAAUUUAUUACUUCUCACAGCGUUCUAGGCAUGGCUCCGGGCCGGGCCUUCCAAAAUUUUCCGGCCCGGGCCGGGCCGACUAAUUUCUCGGCCCGUCCCCGGGCUUCGAUUUUCAGGCCCGGCCCGGCCCGGGCCGGCCCGGUUUUUUUGAAAUCUGAGUUUUGCCCGGAAAAAAGGUGAAAAAAUAAGCUUUUUCGAUAGAAUUUUUCAUUUUUUCGAACACAAUGCUGAUAGCGAAAGUAAAGUGACCUUAUUUACCUCUCGCCCAAAUAAAAAAAUAAUUUUCAAGUCAAUUUGAAAAACUUUUCGGAAAUUCUAAAGUGCGACCUCAAGUUAAUACGCUGGCAAACAGAGAAAAAGGAAAAUUUUUCAAAAAUACGCAAUACGCUUGUAGGUUUUUUCAAAUCCGAUAAAAGAUUUGUGAUAAAAUAUUUUUGCUAAAAUUUCGGUGACUAUACAUAAAAUUUUACGAUUUUUUGUAACCAUAUGGUAAGACAAUUUAUGGCGACUUACAAUUAGUAAUUUAUAAAAAUAGUCGAGCGGCAAUUGCACUAUGUAUAGGUUUUGCUAAAUUAUUACAUUUUGCGAAAAUGUGCCAUAAUUUUCCCUUCAUUUCCUGUUUUGUUUCUUUCCAGCCUAGUACAAAAAUUUUCCGGGCCGGCCCGGGCCCGGGCUUGGAGAUUUAGGCCCGGCCCGCAGGCCCGGGCCGGGCCGGGCCGGGCUGGCCCGGUUCGCAGCCAUGCUUACAGCGUUCGCAAUCCAAAACAAAGCUUUACGAAGUGAAUUGGGGAAGAUCAGGUUUUCGUGGUGGGACUCAAAAAAAUUCAUGGAACGUAAAAUACGCAUAAAAACAAGAUCGUUAUAGCUUUACGUUAUUGAUGGAAAGAAAUUCGUCUGCAAAAACGAUUACAACCCCAGUAAAAUCCUUGGAAAUGCGAUGACAAACAGAUCUUCUAAUGACGAAUGCAGUUCCGAUGAAGAAGUUGAUGAACACAGCGAUGAUCAUGGUGGGUUUUGCUGUCGGCAAUUACUUUUCAAGGCUUAUGGCAAGGGUCGAAUAAAAAGAAACUCAAAAUUUCAAUUUUAUUUUUUGAAAAAUCAAAUGUUGAGCCAACUUCUCCCGCUAAAUUGGUUGAAAAAUCAAAAUCGACUGAUUUUUUGCGGUAAAAACUACUGUAACAUCGCCUGAUGUCUACUAACUUCUCUCGGCUGUCUACUCAUACUCCAAAUGCUCUGAAAUUUCCCGAGUUUGGUCUUCAUUUCCGUCGAAUUCUCUUCCGAAACCCCUCAAAUUCUGUGUUUUUGCUUCGAUUUCAUUGGAAAAGCGAAAAUUUAAUCAGAAUUCCGGAACAAUUGGCUCUGAUAUCUCCUCGAUCUUACAAAGCUAUCGUGAUUUGGUUGAAUAUGACAAUGGAUGUUGAUAGAGAUGAGGCUGAAGGGGAAUUCAUCGACAUCCAUUGCUGGAAAGUGGAGGAUUUGGACUCGACGGAAACAUGGCUUCAGAAUCCACCUGGAUUCCAAUUUUUGAUUCACAAAAUACAAGUAAGUAAUCAUCCUACGAUUGCGAAAAUUUUGAGAUUUUAGAUUCAGUUGAUGAAAUCCAUCGAUAACCAAUUUUAUCAGCCGAUUUUCAUGGAAAUUCCUCUUGAAAACCUUAAAGAAACUGAUGAUUUUUGUGAAGAUGUUGACGAUUUACAAAGUAGAUGACGUUAUAAUCGUUGAAGAUGUGUUUUAGAAUAUGAGGAGCUCAUUCAAAAGACAAUUCAUCGAUGGAAACCCGAGAAUUGCACGGCCCAAGGGACACAAGUGGCCACAACCAAAGAUUCGACCGGUUCUAAUGCCUGGGGCAGUUUCUGGCGGAAAUAUUUGUUUCAAUAAACUGGUCUAGUCUUGUUUCUUGUCUCCUCAAGCUGUUUCAGGAAAAUCAAUUUACGUUAUUCAUGACAAAACUUAUUUAUUCUUGCAAAGGGCGAUGUUACCGUAAUCCAAAACGCAAAAUUAGUGAUCAUUGGUUUGCUGUCUCUUCACAAUUUAUUUUUACAGGUGAUACGGCAACAGUGAGCAAUGAGAGCAACUCCGGAGCGGAGGAAAACAGUUCCAAAGGCGAUGAAAACCAUUUAUCGCAGAAAAGAAGAGGACCCAGGACAACUAUCAAGGCCAAACAGGUUAGUUAUUACUUCAUUUCCUAGUUUUAUACUCUGGAUUUUACAAUCUGACCAAUCCUUUUCAAAAAAAGUUUUCUUUGAUGUGGAUUAUAAUUUAAUUUUUUAGUUGGAAACCCUAAAAGCGGCCUUUGCAUCAACUCCCAAGCCCACAAGACAUAUUCGAGAGCAGUUGGCUGCUGAGACGGGCCUCAACAUGAGGGUGAUACAGGUAAUUCAUUACUUUAGUCAAGUAAAAUUUAUGUUUUUUUAUGACCUAAACAUAUGUAAAGAGCCGAAAAGUUUUACCGUAGAUGGUCGUAUCUUUGAGUUUAAUUAGUUCUAAAGACUUUCGGAGCUCUCGAGACGCGAAAACGGAUUAAAAAACUCGAAAAGGCCGAAAUCGAAUAAGACCGGCGAAUGAAAACUAAUGUCCCCGGGGACUACGGUAAUCUCCACUAGACAUGCCUGCAAGAAAAUUCGAGUUCAGGGACCGACCAACCUUUUUGUAGGUAUUUUGGGAUAUAUGGGAAAAUAUUUUGACAUAAAUUUAUAUUGUACAUGACAUUUAACAAUCGAGUUUAACCCCAUUUUUGUUGCUUAUAAUGCUGAUCAAAACUGUUGGAAUUUUGCAUUUUUGCUGUACAGGCUCUACUUUUUUGAUUUCUUUUAGUUCCGAUUCAAAACCCAAAAUAUUAAGUUUUCGUUGCGGGACCAAGAUUGGAUGUCCAUAAAUUUAUUCUGCCUAAAAUAAGCUUAUUUUAAGAAAGUCGUUCGUUGAUGUGUGUUGACAUCCUUAUAGGACAUAUUGCUUCGUAAAUACUUGCCUAUGUUUGUCCUCUCCCCCAAAAAUUAACACCUGCUAAUGCAGAGAAUUAAGUGUUCAGGCAGGCGGAAGAAAUGCAAAUUCGGCCGUGUGGUCAAGGGGGAUGGGUCGGCACUUUUAAGGCGGGUUAGCUAAUCGAAAUGACAAAGGGGCAUUUGGCCAUGAGAAAAGUGCCAAGUCGAGAGAUCCCUUUUCCCUUGGGAGUACGGUAGUUUCAUACUUACCGUAGGUGAAGAAGUUGAUGAAAACGUGCAGAAAAAUUGAGAUAAUUAGAAGGAGUUGCAGUGUUUUACCAGAUCAUAUAGAAACUUUAAAUGAUUUUUAUGCCUACUUUGUAAAAUGGGCCAUUUCAGGUAUGGUUCCAAAACCGCCGGAGCAAGGAAAGACGGAUGAAACAAAUGCGAAUUAACGGAAACUACCGAGGAAAUAGGAGGCAAAGACAAAAUACAAGUAGAGAAGAGGACGAGAGCAACCAGAGUAUGGGGGAAUUCAUGCCCUUAGGUGAGGAAAACAUCUAAUUUUUGGCUUAUAUUAUACCAACCAAGCAAUGAUUAUUUUCGAUUCUGGUGACAAAAUUAAUCUGAAUUUAAAUUCCAGAACCCUCCCCUCGCUUCCAAACAAUUCAAUUUGCUUCGAAUCCCCCUCAAACUUCGACGAUUCCCCUGAUUUCUCAAGCUCCUUCCAAUCCGCCCUCUCUCAGCACCUACGAACUCUAUGGAUCCACGGCCAAUUCGGUCGAUGAAAUGCCGUUGGAUUUCCUCGGGAAUCCCCUCGAAUCCUCGACAAUCCCCUUCUGGGCCGCCCCCUCAAUAGACGACUUCAAUAAACUCACAGCGAAUGUCUAA